ACUUUAUUACUUCAACUCCGCCCACAAGGCAAUAUGGCUCGUUUCUUAGCACAAAUCAUAGUAUUAGGUGGUCAAGCCGUCGCUAGAGCUUUUACUCAAGCACUAAAACAAGAAUAUCAAGCAACUGCAGCUGCUAGGAAAGCUGCUACUGAGGCAGGCAGAGAUGCCAACAAAGCAGCAAAAGCCAGUACUUAUACCGGACUAUCACUCCAAGAAGCUAAAAGUAUAUUAAGUGUCGACGAUUUGGAAAAUCUUGAAGCUAUCAGAAAAAAUUAUGAGCAUCUAUUUAAAGCAAAUGAUAAAUCACAAGGAGGUUCCUUCUAUUUGCAAUCAAAGGUGGUAAGAGCUAAAGAGAGGAUAGAAUAUGAAAUAGAUCAGGAGAUUUUUGUUGAUAAAAUAACUGACGGAACAAACUCUGAGUCUGAAGAAAAGCAAUGAUUACCAUUAUAAUUUAUUAUUAUCACUGUAUUGUAUUAUUAUUAUAUUUAUUGUUUUAUGUUUAUUUGUUCAUGUACUCCACUUGUCCAUGCAAUUCCAUUACAGAAUAGAAAUUAAUGAAGAUAA
Molecule: messenger RNA, 564 nt
Organism: Amphimedon queenslandica
Lineage: Eukaryota; Metazoa; Porifera; Demospongiae; Haplosclerida; Niphatidae
Product: mitochondrial import inner membrane translocase subunit tim16-like
Exons: 5
Coding region: 34-438 (134 amino acids)
Biological process (GO): protein import into mitochondrial matrix
Cellular component (GO): TIM23 mitochondrial import inner membrane translocase complex
Source: RefSeq, a predicted model, not a curated record